Cricetulus griseus (Chinese hamster) is the source of this 1450-nucleotide messenger RNA. The record is from RefSeq and is a predicted model, not a curated record. NCBI's taxonomy places the organism in Eukaryota, Metazoa, Chordata, Mammalia, Rodentia, Cricetidae.
UUGUUCGAAUCACUGUGUGUUGGGCUCCUAGCUACGAGUGUGCAACAUGUCCGGCCGCGGCAAGGGCGGUAAGGGUCUUGGAAAAGGCGGCGCUAAGCGCCACCGCAAAGUCCUCCGGGACAACAUCCAGGGCAUCACCAAGCCCGCCAUCCGCCGCCUGGCCCGCCGUGGUGGAGUCAAGCGCAUCUCUGGCCUCAUUUACGAAGAGACCCGCGGGGUGCUGAAGGUGUUCCUGGAGAACGUGAUCCGCGACGCGGUCACCUACACGGAGCACGCGAAGCGCAAGACUGUCACCGCCAUGGAUGUGGUCUACGCGCUCAAGCGCCAGGGCCGUACGCUCUACGGCUUCGGCGGUUAAGCUUCAACCGUGUCUUUCCCCCAAAAGGCCCUUUUCAGGGCCACCCAUCUUUUCACUUUAAAGGGUUGUAUUCUCCGUGUUUCCUCUAGGGCGGCAUUAGAGCUUUUGGUCUUAGGAGCUGCGUCUUUGGACAUGGGCAUUUUGGGUUUUAUGGAAUGUUGCUUUGGUAGCUAGUUCACUAUGGUAACCAUACUCUUAGGUUAUUUGUGUUGGGCUACUUAGUAAGUCGUGAUCCUUCCUCACCUACGGAGUGUUUAUGCCUGUGACCAUUCCUAACUGUUUACAUGUGUGUUAGUGCAGUGGCCUUUAGAUUUUUUACCUUAAUUUUUAAGAAUUUUUUUAGUCCAUUAUAGCAACUUGAGAGAUGCUGUUAAGUCUGAAGUCUUAUAACAAUAACGUUCCUUUGUUGUAAUCAGAUUUUUGUUUCUGAGACAGUCGAAAUCUGUAUAGCCUGGACUAUGUAGCAGCUGGGUGAAAAUUGUGCCAUUUUCCCCCAGGUUCUCAAGUGCUGGACUUAGAGGUUUUAGGUAGCAAACCUGGAUUUUUCCAUUUCUUUAGCACAAACUUUUUCUGUUAUAUAAUUUUUUUUUUUUUAACAAUUUUGCUAGUCAGAAAGGGCAGGGCUGGGGAGAUGGGACAGUCGUUACUCAGAGAACUCAGAUUGGAUUUCCCAGAACCCACAUGUUGGCUUUCAAUUGUGUAACUCCAGUUCCAGGGGAUCUGACCUCAGAGCAGGCAACAGGCAUGCAUGUGAUGGAAUUACAGGUCCAAAGUAACAGGAAAAGCCUACUUAAGUUCUGGCCCGCACACAGAAGAGACAGAAAAAGAAAAAAGGAAAACGUGUAGUUUCAGGAAGUGGACAGAUCCUGUAAAGCUUCAUGACUGCUCAGUUUGAAGAAACAAUGCUAGGGGAGUGGUGUUCGGGACUGAAAAGUACAGCAUCUCAUUAAAGGAAAAAAUACCAUGUAUCUCUAGCAUGGCUUAUGGUGAAACUACCUACCUACCUAAUGGCAGUCCCAGAAUUUCCAUCCCCCACAAUGAGCCUUUACUGUUACUUAAAAUAUAUACAUAUAUAAUGUGUGUAUAUUCCAA